Molecule: messenger RNA, 2651 nt
Organism: Mauremys reevesii (Reeves's turtle)
Lineage: Eukaryota; Metazoa; Chordata; Testudines; Geoemydidae
Gene: GMPS
Product: guanine monophosphate synthase
Exons: 16
Coding region: 79-2193 (704 amino acids)
Biological process (GO): GMP biosynthetic process
Cellular component (GO): cytosol
Molecular function (GO): ATP binding; GMP synthase activity; GMP synthase (glutamine-hydrolyzing) activity
Source: RefSeq, a predicted model, not a curated record
GAGAGGAACUUUUGGUACCCAAAGUGGGAGCACUGUCUGUAGAGCUGAAGGGCAGACUCCCUUAUUUGGAAGCUGCUGAUGUCUGAAAGAGGACAUAGUAUUAAUACCUUCUCUGUGUUUGGUCCCUUUAGUCUCUCUGAGCUGGAGAAUGCUGGAGAUAUUCAGGAUGGCCAAUAUCACUAUGAGGGGGCAGUGGUAAUACUCGAUGCUGGAGCUCAGUAUGGAAAAGUCAUAGAUCGUCGAGUACGAGAAUUGUUUGUCCAAUCUGAGAUCUUUCCUUUGGAGACUCCUGCCUUUGCAAUCAAGGAGCAAGGAUUCCGGGCUAUCAUCAUAUCUGGAGGACCAAACUCUGUGUAUGCGGAAGAUGCACCUUGGUUUGACCCAGCAAUAUUUACAAUAGGCAAACCAGUUCUUGGAAUCUGCUAUGGCAUGCAGAUGAUGAAUAAGGUAUUUGGAGGUACAGUGCACAAAAAAGAUGUUAGAGAAGAUGGAGUUUUCAGCAUUACUCUGGAUAACACAUGCUCACUGUUCAGGGGCCUUCAGAAGGAGGAGUUUGUGCUCCUCACUCAUGGAGAUAGUGUAGAUAAAGUAGCUGAUGGGUUCAAAAUUGUUGCACAAUCUGGGAACAUUAUAGCAGGUAUAGCAAAUGAAUCUAAAAAACUGUAUGGAGUUCAAUUCCACCCUGAAGUUGGCCUUACAGAGAAUGGAAAAUUGAUACUGCAGAAUUUCCUCUAUGAUAUUGCUGGAUGCAGUGGUAACUUCACAGUAGAAAAUAGACAGCUUGCAUGUAUUCAAGAUAUCAAAGAGAAAGUGGGUUCAUCAAAAGUCCUGGUUUUACUCAGUGGAGGUGUGGACUCAACAGUGUGUACUGCUCUCCUGAACCAAGCUUUAAACCAAGACCAAAUCAUAGCUGUACACAUCGAUAAUGGAUUCAUGCGCAAGAGGGAAAGUCUAUCUGUGGAGGAGGCACUCAAAAAACUUGGAAUUCAAGUCAAAGUGGUAAAUGCAGCCCAUUCAUUCUACAAUGGUACAACAACUCUGCCAAUCUCUGAUGAAGACAGAACUCCCCGAAAAAGAAUUAGCAAGACUUUAAAUAUGACUACAAGUCCUGAGGAAAAAAGAAAAAUUAUUGGUGACACCUUCGUUAAGAUUGCCAAUGAGGUAAUUGGAGAAAUGAAUCUGAAACCUGAAGAGGUCUUUCUUGCUCAGGGAACCCUAAGACCUGAUCUCAUUGAAAGUGCUUCCCUUGUUGCAAGUGGCAAAGCUGAAGUAAUCAAAACUCAUCACAAUGACACAGAGCUGAUCAGAAAGCUGAGAGAAGAGGGUAGAGUAAUAGAGCCACUGAAGGACUUCCACAAGGAUGAAGUAAGAGUGCUAGGGAGAGAACUUGGUCUCCCAGAAGAGCUGGUCUCAAGGCAUCCAUUCCCAGGUCCUGGCCUAGCAAUCAGAGUAAUAUGUGCUGAAGAACCUUAUGUUUGCAAAGACUUCCCUGAAACUAACAACAUUUUGAAAAUAGUAGCAGAUUUUUCUGCAAGUGUUAAAAAGCCACACACUCUGUUACAAAGGGUCAAAGCAUGCACAACUGAAGAGGACCAGGAGAAGCUGAUGCAGAUCACAAGCCUACAUUCACUGAAUGCCUUCUUGCUGCCAAUCAAAACUGUGGGAGUGCAGGGUGACUGUCGCUCAUAUAGCUAUGUAUGUGGGAUCUCCAGUAAAGAUGCUCCACACUGGGAGUCUCUUAUGUUCCUAUCCAGGCUCAUACCACGAAUGUGCCACAACAUUAACAGAGUUGUCUAUGUGUUCGGUCCACCAGUCAAAGAACCUCCUACAGAUGUUACACCCACUUUCCUGACAACCGGAGUCCUCAGCACUUUACGCCAAGCUGAUUUUGAGGCUCAUAAUAUUCUCAGGGAGUCUGGUUAUGCCGGAAAAAUCAGCCAGAUGCCAGUAAUUUUGACACCAUUGCAUUUUGACCGAGACCCCUUACAGAAACAACCUUCCUGCCAGAGAUCUGUGGUUAUUCGAACCUUUAUCACUAGUGACUUCAUGACAGGCAUUGCAGCAACUCCUGGCAGUGAGAUCCCAGAAGAGGUUGUGUUGAAGAUGGUGACAGAGAUUAAGAAGAUUCCUGGCAUUUCUCGGGUGAUGUAUGACUUGACAUCAAAGCCACCAGGGACUACUGAAUGGGAGUAACAAUUUGUUUUUUUCUAUUAAAGUACUGUGUGCAGUUUAAAUUAUAUCAGAAACCAUUCCCAAUGUUGACAUGCAGUACUGUGAAAAGAGUGACUGGAGCUGCUACAUAACAUCUGAUUCCUCUCCUGGAGCAUAAAUCUGCAGUUAAGAGCUAUGUUGGGGAUAACUGUAAGUGGGGCUGAGGAUUUGUACGGGUAAAUAAUCAUGGCAGCAUUGCCUGUGCGCAGACAGAUUCAUCUUGCUUUUGCCUUUUGUCUUUACUGAUUCUUCCUGUUUUCAUGUGUUUUAUUGUUACUGUCAUUUCAAUGUCUCUGUUUUUGUACACUGUGUAAAAAGAGACAGUUUAUUUACUUUUACCAAAAUCAUUGUUACAGCCUAAAAAUGUAAAAUGAAUAAUUAAUGUGACCAACUGCUUUUGAACAGAUUUAUUAUAAAUAAAUAUUUUGCCAAAUGGAGUA